GGCUCGCUCCCAUCCAGCCAGUCCCCUCAUGUGCGUCCGGUCGGCCUGUUGGAGGUAGACCCGUGUGCUGACCAGCCAGGGUUAAAGCUAAAGGAGCAGCAGGAGGAGGAUGGACAGAGUCGGACCUUGCGUCAGAACUGAGUCUGGUCGGUGCCUCUGAGAGCUCCUCUCGAGUCCUGGUCCAUCAGGGUGAUCCGCGGACACACAAUGGGCUGCUGCAGCGGACGGUGCACGCUCAUCUUUAUCUGCACUUUACAGCUGCUGUUGGCUUUGGAGCGGCAAGUGUUUGACUUCCUUGGUUACCAGUGGGCCCCCAUACUCGCUAACUUUUUCCAUAUCAUUAUUGUAAUCUUGGGCCUCUUUGGAACCAUCCAGUACCGGCCACGCUACAUCAUAGUGUACACAGUAUGGGCCGCACUCUGGGUAGCCUGGAACGUCUUCAUCAUCUGUUUCUAUCUGGAUGUAGGAGGCCUGUCAAAGGAGAGUGAUCUGCUGACAUUUAACAUUUCUGCUCAUCACUCCUGGUGGAGGGAACACGGUCCCGGCUGCGUGAGGCGAGAGAUGCCUCAGAGCCCCGGAGUCCGCACCACGGAGAGCCACUCCUACAUCACUGUCAUGGGCUGCUUCAUGGAGUACCAGUACAUUGAGGUCAUGCAUAGCAGCAUGCAGAUUCUUGUUGCUCUCCUGGGCUUCGUGUACGCCUGCUAUGUUGUCAGUGCUAUCACCGAGGAGGAAGACAGUUUUGAUUUUAUUGGUGGAUUUGAUCCAUUCCCACUCUACCAUGUCAAUGAAAAACCAUCUCAUCUCCUCUUAAAGCCCAUGCACCCGUCUACGUAAAUAGAAAACGGCGCGGCGAGGGAGGUGAUACAGUAAAUUCCCCCAGAGCCAAAAGGGCUGCUCCUUGCCACACCAGACGUUCCUCCCCUUCUUGAUUUCAGAACUUUAAACAUGUCAUUUUACUGGUGUGCUUCCAAGAAAACCCAGAGUUUCUCAACAAGAGUUCAUUGUGAUGAGAUUUAGGGAAUAAGGGUGGAUUUGCCAUAAAACAAAGUGUGUAUUUUGGAAGAUUUGUGGAUCAUUUAUUUUCUCUCUGUGACCUUUUACCACAAGCUAACAUCCUCCAUUGUAAAAAAAAAUGUACAGCUAGUAAAUACUUUCUGUGUGCAAUCAUGGACUGCCCAGCAGUCCCAGUCUAGAGAGGUCUCAGACUGAGCCUAUUGUUGUCAGUUUGGCACAGAUCUCGACCAUGGGGCUGAAUUACUGUGGAGGAAUGAGUUGUUUACUUUCAAAUCUGUUUGCAUAAAUACAGAAGCAACGCAGGAAGAGCCAAGAGAGGGAGAGGGAACAAAAGCACCAAAACAACAGGGGAGUCUGACAAAAAUAGAGCGUGUAAAUAAUGAAAUUCAGUUUGAAUUGCAACUGAAGUCUGCAGAAAAACCUGCAAGAGGUGUUCGAACACAAAGAGAGGCAUGCAAGUGUUUUAGUCUGGAGUUGUGUAGUUGUGACUAUUUUCUGAGCAACAGAUUUUCUGAAGUGUCGGGUGUUGUGUUAGCCAAAGAGCUGGAAGCUUUGUUUCCAAUCUUCUAAUCUCCAGCAGCAGACAGCUCAGACGAGAGCGAUCAUUACACACACUCAAGAAAAGGUCCCACACGGUAUUUUUAACUUGAAGACAAUAGAAAUUGUUUCAUCUGAACCGUUUGGGCAGAAAACAGAUCAGAGCUUCUUCUCAUCAGAUCAACAUUUGAAAUCAUUUUUUAUGUGUUAAUAUCCUCAGAGUGACUGUAGCAUGUUUUAAUAAGGUUUGCAUUGUAAUCGCGUAUUAAAACACAAAAAGUAGCAAAACUGAUAAAGCUGAUGAACAGUUAGAAGAAAUCUGCUCGUCUUGUUUUGUGUAUUUUUUAGACUCUGAUUCAGAGUCAUGGUAGAGUUGUGUAAGAAGUCGAUGCUCAUGGUCAGGCCUCAUUGUGAAUUAUGAUUCUUUUGUACUUAACGCCAGUUUUCACUUCUUCUGUUGCCUCAUGUUUAUUGUGAAUCACUACUGCCCUCUGCUGUUCAAAGACUUUAAUCACAACUUCUAAUCUACAAAAAUCAUCAUUUUCCUGCUUAUUUUCUCCUCUUUCAUCACAUAUAUUUUCAUAUAUUUUUGUUUAUGGAACAACAUACCUGCUGACUUUAAUGUCUGACUACUGUGUCAUUGUUUACAACUUCCACGUUUAUUAAUUAGAAAUUUCUGAACAAAGAAGUUGGCUUAUAGUUAAUGAAGUUGUCUUUUUUCUUUUAUCUGCACCCAUAUUUAAAAUUCCAGAUUCUUUCAUAUUAUCACUCCACUGCCAGAACAACCGAUUGUUCUUUUUUCAUUAGUAUAUCACAGAUGAACUCAACAUUUCUUCUGAUAAUUACUUUGACUGGUCUAAGCUUGUGAAGAGGUGCAAUUUUUUUUAAUGAACUGUAUGUGAGCAAUCUGGAUGAAAAAACAAAGCAUUUCAGAAAAGGUGACAUAAUCAGUAGUAAAAUUCUGUUAAAAAAUAAUGUCUUCCUCUUAGUGCAAUACAAUGUAUUUAUCUCAGAGAGAGAUUAGUCAUGGGUGUGUAUCUGGUGAAAAAGUGUCCACCUCUUGUCUAUAAUUCUCUCUUCGUAGCAGUGGAAAUGUUUUCUGUCCUGUGGUGCUCCAACCAUGUGGCGAUGUAUCCAGAACUGUGCUUUGUGUUCUUGUAAAUACGUGUUUGUUAAUAAAAAAAUAGCUCUUUUAAA
Molecule: messenger RNA, 2751 nt
Organism: Nothobranchius furzeri (turquoise killifish)
Lineage: Eukaryota; Metazoa; Chordata; Actinopteri; Cyprinodontiformes; Nothobranchiidae
Gene: nkain4
Product: sodium/potassium transporting ATPase interacting 4
Biological process (GO): regulation of sodium ion transport
Source: RefSeq, a predicted model, not a curated record